AUGAUUCUUGCAAAGCUGAUGGGCUUUGGAAAGCAACUUUUGCGGGUCAAAGUUGUGGACUGCAGCACAGAUGAGUCUCGCCUGUCCCGAUGUCUCAACACGUUUGACCUGGUGGCGUUGGGUGUCGGGAGUACACUUGGUGCCGGUGUUUAUGUGUUGGCUGGUGCAGUGGCUCGAGACAGCUCUGGACCUGCCAUCGUCUUGUCCUUCCUCAUUGCUGCCCUGGCCUCUGUCUUGGCAGGUCUAUGUUAUGCAGAGUUUGGAGCCCGUGUCCCUAAAACUGGCUCAGCCUAUCUUUACAGCUAUGUGACUGUUGGAGAACUUUGGGCCUUUAUUACAGGCUGGAACCUCAUCCUUGCUUAUGUCAUUGGAACGGCAAGUGUGGCCAGAGCAUGGAGCGCAACAUUUGAUGAGCUGAUUGGAAGGCACAUUGAGAUGUUCUGCAGGCAAUACAUGAGCAUGAAGGCCCCCGGUGUCCUAGCAGAGUAUCCAGACAUAUUUGCUGUCUGUAUUAUACUCAUUCUGACAGGGCUGCUUGCAUUUGGGGUGAAGGAGUCUGCCAUGGUAAAUAAGAUAUUCACCUGCAUCAAUAUAUUGGUGCUUCUGUUUGUGGUCAUCUCUGGCUUUGUAAAAGGAGACCUGAAAAACUGGAGACUGGACCCUGAACAAGUUCUCAAUGCCUCCAGGAAUGCUAGCCUUAAUAUGUCUGACUCAGAUGUGACACGUGAAAGUCUUGGUGAAGGGGGCUUCAUGCCUUUCGGCUUCAGCGGAGUCCUGUCUGGUGCUGCCACCUGUUUUUAUGCCUUUAUAGGGUUUGACUGCAUUGCAACUACAGGAGAGGAAGUGAAAAAUCCUCAGAGGGCCAUUCCUAUUGGGAUUGUAGCCUCACUCCUUAUCUGCUUUGUGGCCUACUUCAGUGUAUCUUCAGCCCUGACUGUGAUGAUGCCAUACUACAUGCUGGAUGUUAGCAGUCCGCUACCUGUGGCUUUUAAGUAUGUGGGCUGGGAAGGAGCCACUUAUGCAGUGGCUGUUGGCUCUUUGUGUGCCUUGUCAACAAGUUUACUGGGGUCCAUGUUCCCAAUGCCUCGCAUAAUCUGGGCCAUGGCAGAGGAUGGCCUGCUCUUCAAAUGUUUGGCUAAAAUCCACCCAAAUACCAAAACCCCACUAAUGGCUACAGUAACAUCAGGUAUUGUGGCAGCGGUGAUGGCCUUCCUCUUUGACUUGAAGGACCUAGUUGACCUCAUGUCCAUUGGCACUUUGCUGGCCUACUCACUUGUAGCUGCCUGUGUGAUGGUCCUAAGGUACCAACCGGAGCAGCCCAAUUUGACUUACAAAAUGGCCAACACCCAAGAUGACCAUGAAAUGGGAGAGUGCAGUACUGAGGGGUCAGUAGAUAUCCUAUCACCGCCAAUUCAACACUUCACCUUCAGGAAUCUCUUUUUCCCUGCAAGCAAAGAACCUUGUCCAUUGUCUGGGUUCAUUGUCAACAUUUGCACCACCAUAAUUGGUGUCCUGGUAUUCCUCUUCAGUGUUGUUGCUGUUCAGGGAGGAUUUGCUCAGUGGUCUGUGGUUGUCCUCAGUAUUGUCACUGUAAUCUGUCUGGUUCUCACCUUAAUUGUCUGGAGACAGCCACAGAGCAAGGCCAAGAUUUCUUUCAAGGUUCCUCUGCUGCCCUUUCUCCCAAUCAUUAGUAUGUUCAUCAACGUCUAUCUGAUGAUGCAGCUGGACAGAGGCACAUGGAUGCGCUUUGCCAUUUGGAUGGUCUUAGGUCUCGUUAUCUACUUUUGCUAUGGCAUUCGAAACAGUACAGAGGCGGCGUCACCUAUGUCUGACAUUUACACACCAGCCAGAAUCACAAAAGAAGAGGAGGCCAUGAUCACAGAGAAAGAGUCCUUCCUGCACAACAAUGAAAAUGAUGCAAGAGAGGAUGAUGAGGAUUCCUGAGGAAGCUGCAGGUCCACUAACCCACUCUGGCUUUGUUUUAUCAUGUUGACUUCUGCUAAAGUCCCUGAAAUUGCUGCAAAUUCAGUCAACAUGGAGGCUUUGUUACAGCCCUCCGGUCAGAAGAACUCUCCUCACUGGAGCCAAAAAUGUUUUAAUAGAAGCAAAAAGACCAAUUUAAAAAGAGAAAAUCUCCUUCAAACCCUUGAAACCCAAUCUCUAUUUUAGAGAACUUUAUAGAUAGAAUAGAAUUUUUGUUGUUGUGGUUUAAUGUUUUAGCUCAUUCUUGACUUUUUGCACUUUGAUAUAAGCAGUUUCAUGCAAUACAACAAAGUAACAAUAGUAAAGCAAAAGAGUAGGUGAAACAAAGUUGCCCAAUUUGUCAGUCCAACUGCUUUAUAAAGAGAAUUUACUAUUAGUCAUUGCAUUCACAGUAACUUACAAUUGGUCAACAUGUUGGCUGUCCACAUUAUAAACUACAGAAGUGCUUUUUUGUUUGGCAUCGCUGAGGUCACUUAAGGUUGAAACAAUCCCCAUCUUUUAUUUAAAUUUGAAGUUUGUCUGACAGAGACAGCUAAAAAAUUUACAACAGAUUCCCUAUACCGUGUAUGUAUAGCAACUCUGCCACCUUGUGGAUUCAACCAUCAUUGAAUGGGGUUGACAUGCUUGCAAACAAUGUAUACCCACGGAAACUCAUCACACAACAGUGAAGCAGUACAUAAUUUUUAUCUUUGCAAACUCAUGAAAAUCAGUCAAUAGCACUUACUACAAAUGUAUUUGGGGGGAGGGAAAAAAAAAAAGCAUUUUCUUAUCUUACCUUGAGUUGACACUGGACAGACUACCCUUUAACAGUUUUGGGCUGCAGUCUCUAGCUGGAGCUUUGCCCGGUAUAAACUUAACAGCAUUGAGUUACAACAAUGUAAUGCUCAAUAUUCUGUCCACACAUGCAUCACUGUAUAAAUUAGUGCAUCAGUUUUGCAUGUCUGCUUAUAAAUUUAAUAAAGAGGUGAAUAUUUAAUAUCUAGGUCAAAAUAAUACAAAUACAUUGUUUCGGUGGCUUUGCAAUAUGCUGCUGUUUACAUUUGUGCAUUACAAGAUGUACACUUCAUGAGAUGCUCCAGGUCAAGGGGUGCAGUUUGUCUU
Thalassophryne amazonica is the source of this 3084-nucleotide messenger RNA. RefSeq names its product high affinity cationic amino acid transporter 1-like. Gene Ontology annotation, biological process: amino acid transport; transmembrane transport. Lineage: Eukaryota; Metazoa; Chordata; Actinopteri; Batrachoidiformes; Batrachoididae. The record is from RefSeq and is a predicted model, not a curated record. Gene Ontology annotation, cellular component: plasma membrane. Gene Ontology annotation, molecular function: amino acid transmembrane transporter activity. The transcript is spliced from 11 exons. Bases 1 to 1944 code for a protein of 647 amino acids.